This is a messenger RNA of Engraulis encrasicolus (European anchovy), 1593 nucleotides long. It is a transcript of the gene dhrs12, whose product is annotated as dehydrogenase/reductase (SDR family) member 12. The transcript has 10 exons. NCBI's taxonomy places the organism in Eukaryota, Metazoa, Chordata, Actinopteri, Clupeiformes, Engraulidae. The record is from RefSeq and is a predicted model, not a curated record. The coding region runs from base 471 to 1430 and encodes 319 amino acids.
UCAUAGGAAAGAAGCCAGGCGCAGUACUAGAGGAGCAUUUCAGGCUACAGUUAGCAGCGAAGGCUAAAUCAGGACGAUGAAAUAGGCUGACAAGUACAAUUUGUUAUUUAUUUAUUCAAGAGAACAAGUAAGGAUAGCAAACACCUAAAACGAGUUUGGAGUUUAGCUGUGGGCCUUAUCUGAUGGCAGUAAACAAUAUCUACAGUGGGUUAGGCAAGCUAGCAGCAAUAGCAUUAGCCGCCUUGUAAACACAGGAGUCCAUUAUAAACCAGUGAACUCCGACACACACACACAGGCGGUUAUUCAACCAACCACCAGUCAUCCUUACAAAACACCAUAAUCAGGCGGGGUGUGUCGUGUAUGUUAUGUAUGUAAGCCUGGCUGUGUGAGUGCCUAAGUCAUUUGAUCUUCGGAAGACUCUCGGCUUUACUACAACAAGACAACACGUUACACGAUACAACACCAACGGCAUGUCAAUUUACAGGAACGCAGUCUGGUUUGUCAAAGGACUGCAGGAGUACACAAAGUCUGGUUAUGAGGCCGCCUCGAAGGCCUUCGCUGCGUCUGAUCUUGAGGUGAAUCUAAAGGGGCGGAGUUUCGUCAUCACAGGGGCCAAUAGCGGCAUCGGAAAAGCUGCGGCACAGGAGGUCGCCAACAGAGGUGGGAGUGUUCACCUGGUGUGUAGAAACAGGGAGAGAGCAGAGGCGGCUCGAGAUGACAUCAUACAACACAGUAACAACCAGGAUGUCCAUGUGCAUAUUGUGGACAUGUCGAGCCCGCGGCAGGUUUGGGAGUUCGCUACCGGAUUCACAGAGAAACACACAGUCAACGUCCUGGUGAACAACGCCGGCUGUAUGGUGAACCAGAGGGAGCUGACGGAGGACGGACUGGAGAAGAACUUUGCCACCAACACACUCGGUACCUACAUCCUGACGACAGCUCUGAUUCCCGCCCUGAAGAAGGCAGCAGACGCACGAGUGAUCACGGUGUCUUCUGGGGGGAUGCUGGUUCAGAAGUUGAAUUUUGAGGAUCUGCAGUUUGAGAAAGGAACCUUUGACGGAACCAUGGCCUACGCUCAGAACAAGAGGCAGCAGGUGAUCAUGACGGAGCGCUGGGCUGAUCAACACAAAGAGAUCCACUUCUCAUCCAUGCACCCGGGAUGGGCAGACACGCCAGCUGUUCGUAGUGCCAUGCCUGAUUUCCAUGCCAAGAUGAAGGGUCGUCUGCGUUCGGAAGCUGAGGGGGCCGACACCAUCGUCUGGUUAGCGGUCACCAACACAGACACAAAGACACGACCCAGCGGAGCUUUCUAUCAAGAUCGUCGGCCGGUGAACACACACCUCCCUCUGGCCUCCACGAGAUCAUCAGCAGCCGAAGAAGAAAAACUUCUACAGGAAUUAAACACACUCACCAACAAGUUUAAACCAUAACACACACACACACACACACACACACACACACACACACACACACACACACACACACACACACACACACACACACACACACACACACACACACACACACUCCAGAGGAAAAACGACUGCAGGAAUUAAACACACACUCACUAAGCCAUAACACACACACACACAC